AUGGCCUCGCCACCCUCCGCCGCCGACGAGGAGCGCCGCGCCCGCAUCAUCACGCACAUGAACCACUCCCACACGCGCGAGCUCGGCCACUACAUCCGCCACUACGCCGGCGCCUCCCCGCGCGACGCCUCCGCCGGCCCCCCUUCCAUCCGGGACCUCACCCUGCAGGGCAUGCGCAUCCGCACCGCCUCCGGCCGCGACUACGCAGUGCCCUUUGACCCGCCGCUCGACUCGUGGGCCGACGCCAAGGCCCGCAUCAUCGACAUGGACGCCGUCGCCCGCCGCGCCCUCGGCAUCAGCGACAUCUACGUCACCGAGUACCUGGCCCCGCGCGGCUUCGACGCCGUCGUCUUCGCCGCCGUCGUCUUUUACUUUGGCUCCUUCAUCUCCCUGCCCUGGCUGCUCCCCGGCACCGCCGCCUGGACCUUCCUCGACGCCUACUUCCCCGGCGGCGCCGUCAACUUCCGUUGGCUCACUCGCGUCCUCUUCCUGCCCGUCGUCGGCAUCCACCUCACCGAGAGCGCCCUCUUCGACAGGAAGCUGCGCCGGCACGGUGUCGAUCGUGGUAGCGGCCUUUGGUGGGCUUGGGUCUCAAGCUGCUUCUUUGAGGGUCUCUGCUCCUUUCGUCGACUCAACGUCCUCAUCGCCCGCAAGCAAGCUCAGAAGGAAGGAAAAAAGGAGUAA
This is a messenger RNA of Purpureocillium takamizusanense, 684 nucleotides long. RefSeq lists its product as uncharacterized. The transcript has a single exon. The record is from RefSeq and is a predicted model, not a curated record. The coding region runs from base 1 to 684 and encodes 227 amino acids. Lineage: Eukaryota; Fungi; Ascomycota; Sordariomycetes; Hypocreales; Ophiocordycipitaceae.